Molecule: messenger RNA, 216 nt
Organism: Rhizophagus irregularis DAOM 181602=DAOM 197198
Lineage: Eukaryota; Fungi; Glomeromycota; Glomeromycetes; Glomerales; Glomeraceae
Source: RefSeq, a predicted model, not a curated record
AUGACAAUUAACAAGUCGCAAGGCCAGACAUUGAAUAGAGUGUUUCUUUAUUUAUUACAACCAGUUUUUUCACAUGGUCAAUUAUACAUUGCACUCUCAAGAGUUACUUCGUACCGGUAUAUCAAAAUUCUUACUGGUGAAAAUAACGGAUGUCAAACAAAAAAUGUUGUGUAUAAUGAUAAUAUUAUUUUGCAUGAGCAAUUAUUUUUCAAAUAA